This is a messenger RNA of Didymodactylos carnosus, 1491 nucleotides long. The record is from the annotation of a GenBank genome assembly. NCBI's taxonomy places the organism in Eukaryota, Metazoa, Rotifera, Eurotatoria, Philodinida, Philodinidae.
AUGUUUCCACUAACAAAAUGUGAACAAGUGAAUUCACCGUUUAUACCGUCGAUUCCCGUUUUUAGGAGAUCUCUUAUCGAUUCUCUAAAUCCAUCAAUACAAGUUGAUGAGAUGUGUACGAGUUAUAAUCCUGCAGUAGGAUUGUUGAAUGAUUCGUGCUAUAUUCAGAAAAAUGUCGAUUUACUUUCGAAUCAUUGUCCAACAGAUUACAAGGGUAUCUUAUCCGAUCUGAAAGAUUGUGUCAGAGAACCUAUUUACAGUGUUCAACAGAAAAAUUAUCGACAAGUAUUACAAUUAAAACAUUUGGUCUGUAAACUGAAUUAUACGGAUAAAUGUUAUAUAGAAUAUACCAAAAAGAAUUUACAAACUGGUUUUGGUCAAAUGCGUUCAAUUGAAUAUGAACAAUAUGGACUAGGAAAACCAUCAUUGAUUAUUCUGUCGCCUAGCAUAGAAAAAGAUGAUAAUGAAAUUACAGCACUGACUGAAAAGAUCCUUGAAACAUUAGAACAACUUGGAGUGUUUCGAAAACGUUAUACAAUUGUGCACGAUGAAGAUUUUAGCUAUAUUAUAGGUGGGUAUAUUUUUGAUCCGAUAAAAAAGGAACGAAUAUCAGCAACGUGUGAUUUUAAAUAUGACUAUAAAGCAAAUAAAUUGUUAGAAAUAGAACCAUUACCUAAUUUAUCAGUCAGCUUUGGUAUUGCCAUUGACGGUAAUUACAUAUGUGUCGCCGGUGGUCAUACAGCCUUUAAUAAACCGCUUAGAAAUGCUUACAUCAUGGAUAUUAGAGUUUCACCUGAAAAAUGGCUCUCAUUACCCUUACUUCCCGCGCCAACAUCAGCUCCUGGUGUUGGUAUGAUAAACGGUGAGAUUCACAUUCUUGGAGGAUUUGACAUACUAUCAAGUGAAUCAAUAAUGCACGGUGAAUAUUUAAUAUUAAAAUAUCCUACUGGUCGUGAUUGGCAUUUUGAAAAAGACAUAGAACCUAUACGCGCUAGACCACUUGUAUUAACAUUACUAUCCAAUAAUGAAGAAGACAAUAGAAUUAUUUAUGCAGCCGGUAAAUUGAUUAUUUUCAUACAAAAUCCUACUUUUAUUUUAUUUAUGUUUGAAGGUGGAUAUAAUAUUAAUAAUGAACGGAAACCUUAUGCUAUACCAACAAUACAUACGUAUGAUGAUGUUACAAAAAAAUGGAAUCUAAUAACGACAAUACCCGAUUUUAAAUUAAAUCAUGGUCUAUCAUUUUAUGAAAAUAAACUACACAUAUCAGAAACAAUUGAUCAAGGUCCAAAUCUAUCUCCAUUAUCACAAACAUUGAGAAGUUAUGAUAUAAUUAAAAAUCAAUGGAUAGAAUUUAAUGAAGAUGAACGAAGAAAGAAUAAUGUUAAAACUUUUAAAACAGACAGAAACAAUUUAAAGAAAUUAAAUGAGAGAAAUAUGGGAGCAUUUAGUAAUAAUAAUGAACAAGAAGAUACCUACAUUAUUUUGGAUUAG